Bacillus rossius redtenbacheri is the source of this 1281-nucleotide messenger RNA. RefSeq names its product meiotic recombination protein REC8 homolog. Gene Ontology annotation, cellular component: cohesin complex. Bases 85 to 1281 code for a protein of 398 amino acids. The record is from RefSeq and is a predicted model, not a curated record. NCBI's taxonomy places the organism in Eukaryota, Metazoa, Arthropoda, Insecta, Phasmatodea, Bacillidae. Gene Ontology annotation, molecular function: protein binding; chromatin binding. Gene Ontology annotation, biological process: replication-born double-strand break repair via sister chromatid exchange; sister chromatid cohesion. The transcript has 11 exons.
CUUUGUUGUUUGUGAGUUGAGGGAUUCGUGUUAAUAACAGGAAUAUAAAAUAGGAGUUAAGUUUUGCGAGGGUGAGCCGGCAGCAUGUUCUACUUCCACGAGUGGCUGAGCCGACGCUGCAACGGGCGGUUCAGCGUCCUGUGGCUGGCCGCGACGCACCCCAGGAAGCUGAGGCCCCGAGACUUCCUGAUGGUGGACGUUGCGCGCGCGUGUGAUGACGUGACGAAGGUGGUCCUGGUGCGUGAGAGAGAGGACCUGCCCGCGAGACAGCGGCCGCGCUUCUCCCUCUACCUGUCCUCCCAGCUCGCGUACGGCAUCGUCGUCAUCCACCGCCGGCAGGUGGACAUCUUCCUGGGUGAACUGAGCAGUUACUUCUUGACUGUGGAUAUCUCGGAGAAGAAAGUUCAGAAAGCAGUGAAAGGAAGGAAAAGGAAAGAUGAAGAGGAGCCGGGGCGCGGCAAGCGGGCUGUGCCGGAGGGGCGCACGGAGCCCGGGGCGCUGGUGCUGGCGCACACGGUCCAGGACGUGGCCUCCAUCACGCUGCGCGAGGAGGUGGUCCGUGCCCCGGAGCCCGACGAGCUUGUUGCAUGUAAACCAUGGCAGGUGUUUGGGGAGGACCUUGGCCCCAUUCCUCCGGCGUUCUUCGAGGGAGGCAACCUCAUGGAGAUGAUCAUCGCGAUGGAGGCACGUGAACAAGGGGAGCAGGCGGUGCCGGCUGUGAUGGAGACCAUGCUGGCCAGCGUCCAUGAGCCGUCCACGUCCGACACCACUGGGGUGACGCUGCCGACGAUGGGCCAGGAUGUCUCGAGGCCGCCCGAGAUGCAGGAGUCUGCACCUCUGGUCCAGUUGCCAGAAGAGUCCCAGCAGACGACCAAGGCCAGCGUCGGGCUGCCUCCCAAGGCCAGCGUGGCGGUCUCCCCGACCCCGCCGCGACCCCCUGCAGAGCCCAUGGAGGUGUCGGAGCAGCCAGGGCCGCCAGCUGGACUCGUGGAACUGGUGACUCCGGAGCCCACGGAGGCGACUGUUCAACCCGAGCAGCCGCCUGCUGGGGAUGUCCCACAGCCGGUGCCAGCGACGGAGGAGCGCCAGGCCUUGCAGAUUCUACCGGACUCGAGCGAGCUGCAGCUGCCCGAGGCCGCGCAGCCGCCCCGGCGCCGGCGCAGGCGACACGGCCCGGUGCUGGUGGACCGCGAGCUGCGCGUCCCCGUGGAGGCCAUGCAGGCCAGCAUACAGCACUACCAGGACACCAUGCGCGCCCAGGCAGCGAAUCCUAGCGGCUAG